Molecule: messenger RNA, 1198 nt
Organism: Baudoinia panamericana UAMH 10762
Lineage: Eukaryota; Fungi; Ascomycota; Dothideomycetes; Mycosphaerellales; Teratosphaeriaceae
Exons: 2
Coding region: 447-1091 (214 amino acids)
Source: RefSeq, a predicted model, not a curated record
UCGACAAAGCGGUGACCAGGUAGGCUUCAAGGGCAUAUAGUAGCAAGGCAACUACCUCUUGCAGCGACGAUCCGCUCUAUUAUGGUCAGCCGGCCAUAGUGAGCAAAAGUACAUACGGUGGCUGACUCGAUUCUCGAGUAUAAAGGCAAGGCAUCUGCUCGUCCAUUCAAUCUUUCCUCCCUCACCCAUCACCCAUUACAUCCUCCCGCUCGUACCGCCGCCCGUACCAAUUACCACCAUGCAGGUGCAGCUUGAUGUUAUCGCGCUCGGUCUCACAUGACCGGGCAGAAGCCUUCAGCCUUGCAUCGCCAUGUGCAGUAGAGACCCCGCAACUCUGGGACUGCCCUGGGUCAAGCUUUCACAAAUGGUCGUUGUGCACAUCUCACGUAUCCUCACAUUGGCGACUGUGAUUGUCAAUAGAGUCGUGCAAAGUCAACGUUGAGAAGAUGGCAGAGGCCGGUGACAAACGCAGUGCUCUCGCGUCUGGCGUCCGACUGUUCUUCGUCACCGUCAUCAACCUUGCGGCACUUACGGCGGCAGUCUUCACGAUCCUCGCCUGGAUUGAUGCGCAGUUCGCCAGGGAGCAGGCGAACGUGGAUUCGGAGACCGCCAAGGAACAGGCGGACGCGGCUAAUCUUAUUGCCUUUGCUGCAGCGUGUGCCGGACUGGCCAGGCAGUCCGUGACCGAUGGGAACCUGUUCACUCUCUGCUCGCUCGCUGGCCCUUCAGCAGAGUCAUCACUACUUCUACUAGCCCAGUCUUUAUUCUCUACCACGUUCAGGACAGAAAGCACUGUGACCACUCAUACUACGACAUAUAUGAUGACGAUCACUUCCGCAUCUGCGACGACUACGUACGGCGCAACAAGCACUCUGCGGAUCACGUCGGCAACAACGCCCGAUGCCGCUCCCACGCCGUCGGCGACAAACUCCCAAGUAUCACCCACGGUCGGAGCAGGACCAGGUGCGCGCGGCCUCCACCUUUCAGAAAAUUAUAAGAUCGCCAUCGGCGUUGGGCUCGGAAUUGGCCUUCCGUCUCUGCUGAUGGCCAUUUUCAGCCUUGUUUUCCUGGUGCCGAGAGGUCUUCUCUAGCAACGUGCUGAAUUGACACUCCGACAAUUUUACGCGCUAGGCUUUGUCGUUCACUGCUGCAUCGUAUGCUGAUCCGCAGCAAGUCAUUUGGCAUUAUGCACUUAUGU